AUGGCGUGCGGCCUGGCCGGCAAGGAGGACACCGACGAGCCGAUAAAGAAGGCGAACAGCACGAAGAGAGGGAACGCCUGCGAUUCCGGCGAUUGUGCGGCCGUCUGCUCCAACGUGGACUGCUUCUGCCAGGCCCCCUCGUGCGACUCGCUCGCGGAGAAGAGGGCGAACAGCGCGAAGAGUGGGAGCGCCUGCGACUCUGGCGACUGCGCGGCCGACUGCUCCAACGUAGAAUGUUGCUGCCAGGCCCCCUCGUGCGAUCCGCUCGUGGAGAAGAGGGCGAACAGCACGAAGAAUGGGAGCGCCUGCGACUCUGGCGACUGGGCGGCCGACUGCUCCAGCGUGGGCUGCUUCUGCCAGGCCCCCUCGUGCGACCCGCUCGUGGAGAAGAGGGCGAACAGCGCGAAGAGUGGGAACGCCUGCGACUCUGGCGACUGCGCGGCCGACUGCUCCAACGUGGACUGCUUCUGCCAGGCCCCCUCGUGCGACUCGCUCGUGGAGAAGAGGGCGAACAGCACGAAUAAUGGGAGCGCCUGCGACUCUGGCGACUGGGCGGCCGACUGCUCCAGCGUGGAAGAGGGCGACAGCGCGAAGAGUGGGAGCGCCUGCGACUCUGGCGACUGCGCGGCCGACUGCUCCAACGUGGACUGCUUCUGCCAAUCCCCCCCGUGCGACUCGCUCGUGGAGAAGAGGGCGAACAGCACGAAGAGUGGGAGCGCCUGCGACUCUGGCGACAAUGCUGACUGCUCCAACGCGGAUUGCUUCUGCCAGGCCCCCUCGCGCGACCCGCUCGUGGAGAAGAGGGCGAACAGCACGAAGAGUGGGAGCGCCUGCGACUCUGGCGACUGCGCGGCCGACUGCUCCAACGUGGACUGCUUCUGCCAGGCCCCCUCGCGCGACCCGCUCGCGGAGAAGAGGGCGAACCGCGCGAAAAAUGGGAGCGCCUGCGACUCUGGCGACUGCGCGGCCGACUGCUCCAACGCGGGCUGCUUCUGCCAGUCGCCGCAAAAGGGCAGCACACGGUUCCGGAGCGAUGGCUCCGCCGUGGCCUGCGGCUGGAAUUCCGUCGGCCAGUGCGCCCUCCCGGCGCUGCCCGCGGGCCUGACCUACACGACCCACCUGCUGCCGGCGAUGCUCCCCCAGGCGUCGCUGGAUGGCGACACGAUUCGUUUCAUUACCUUCGGCGGGGCGGAGCACUCGAGAUCCUGGGCCGGGCCCGACGCUCGCCUCGCGGACAUCUACGAGCACCUGCGCUGGCCGACUACCGCUCGGGCAGACUGGGGCCCGGAGCCUGGCGGGUGGACCGCCGUCCUGCCGGGCGGCCAGUUGCUGAGCAGCGUAUCGGCCGAGCAAGCUGUCGCAGACGCCCUGGAGCUCUCCCGUGCCGUUCUCGUGAUCUUCAGAAUCUCCUCAGGUGUCCUCAGGUUUCUUCAGGGUGUCUUUCUGGUGCUUGACAGGUUCCUCAGGAUUCCGGCCCUCACAGGGUUCCCGAGGGUUCCGUACAGGCAAACCGCCUCUGAGUCCUGCCCCUUUUCCGAGUCCGCUUCCGGCCAUGAUUUGGUCAUGUUCAAAGGUGUGGCGGCAGAGUCAGCGCGAGAAUGUGAACAGGCGCAGCCGCCGCCGCCGCCUGACACGCUCAGCUUCCAGGUCGUAGUUGUGGGCGGGCGCGCCUCGGGCAAGACAGCGAUCCUCGAGGCCAUGUUGCAGGAAACGGCCGCGCUCGGAGGGGCGCCAGAGGAGGACGCCGGCGGCAUGAGGACGAUAUGCCACGUGGCCUGCGAAUACCGCGGCCAGCCGUUUGCGCCCAGCCUCCUGGAGCUGCCCUCCGACGCCCGGCACGCCGCGGCUCUGCCGUACUUCUGCGCGGCGGCGGCGUGCGUGGUCGUGUCGGUGAACCUGGCAGAUUCUGGUUGCGUGAAGGACUUCGAGGACUUCUCCGACAGGCUGGGCGCGCUGGGCGGGCCGCCGAGCUGCGGCCUGGUGGUGGCCAACUGCGCGGGGGGCGCGCCGAUGGGGGCCCCGGAGUGGGAGAGGCUGGCGGCGCUGCGGGAGACCUCGCAGAUCGAAUGUCACUGCAGGUGCUGCACUUCGAGUCCCUGCAGCAGCUCGAGAGCGGUCGCCUCCUGCAGACCGCGUGCGGGCUGGUGCUGCGCGACGCGCCGCAGCGCCCGGACCCGACGCUCUGCACCUGCUCGGCCGCGGGGUCUCCCGCCACGCGACCGUGGCCUGAGGCGCACGUGGCGCGCGGCUGAGGGCGAACACCGCCGCGCCGCGCCCUCGCCCCGCUGGUUGCCACCGAGCACCGCCCGUUCCCGCCUCGGAGGGCGGCGCUGAGGAGGAGGAGGAGUGAGCCGCACCUCCCUGCUGCGGCACAGGUCGCCCAGCACGCGCUGCGACGCCCAAAUUCCGGCGCAGGUGCCUCAGGCGCGAGCCUCACUGCGGCGCGGGCCUAGCGGCAGUUGCGGUUGGGGAGAUGUGCGGCGUGUCGUAUUUGCGAGGAGGCGUGAGCCGCACGCCUGGUGCAGAAAGAGGCGCUUCUCGCAGGCCGCCAGCGCGGCAGCAGGGGGGGCUGCGCCAGCGGCCGCACGGGCUUGCGCGCGUGUUUUGUUCGUAGCCGCUCGGAGAGGAACUCUUCCAGCGGAACGCUCACUGGAAA
Molecule: messenger RNA, 2656 nt
Organism: Prorocentrum cordatum
Lineage: Eukaryota; Dinophyceae; Prorocentrales; Prorocentraceae
Source: the annotation of a GenBank genome assembly